AUGGGGCGGAGAAGCGCGGCUUUAGGGGGACUGCGCGGACCUGCAGUGAGGCGGGGAGGGGCAGUGAGAGUGAGCGCGCGGGGGUGGUGGGGCGACGGGGCGAGGGGAGCGGCGGAAGAGCUAGUGGAACAGGCGGGUGAAGAGGCUCUGUUGUGGGGGCGAGGCGGAGGGGAACGCGGGGACGGGGCGGGAGAGAAUGCGCGGAGAGGGGAUGGAGGGGGCGGGGAGCAGGCGAUGGCGGAAGAGGUGCUUGUGUGGGAGGUGCCGGGGCGAGCAGGAGGGGAUAGGCGCGGUAUGGGCGAUGGGAGUGAUGGGGUUGGCAGCCCGGAGGAGAGGAGACGGCAGCAGAGCAAAGCGAGCAGAGACUGGCGCAGCAGGGGUGCGAGCAGCGGGGCAGGCAGCAGUGCGCGGGGCAGCACAGGGGGAGGCACGGGGGAAGGCAUAGGGGGAGGCAGCAGCGAGGAGAUGCUGGUGCCGUCGGCGGCAGUGCUGCUGCUGCAGGGGCUGACUGCGGAGGCGAGAUGGCAGCUGGUGGACGUCUGCACUCAGGCCCUGCUUGCCCAGGCCGGUGCGAUCGACAGCAAGGCGCGCCAGCUGUCUCAACAGGACUGGUCCACGUAUUGCACGGACGUGAUUGGCCGGGCAGUGCUGUCGUCAGCCAGCAAGUGGCAGCAGCAACUGAUGGGCAGCAGCGGGCGGGGAAGAGGAGAGCGAGGGGGCGAGGUGGCAGCAGGGGCGAGUGGUGCUGCUGCUGCCGUUGGUGAUGCAGUUGGGUGGGGGAGUGGUGGCGAGCAGGAGGGGUUGAGAGGAGGCGGUAGCGAGGCAGACGGGGUUGCAGUGGGGGAGUGGGCGGGGAGGGAGUGGUGGGUUCAAGGGGAGGUGGUGAGGGGGGCAGUGGAGGAUGGGAGAUGGGCACUGUACUGCCACCUGCUGGACCACCUCCGGUUCACCCGGCAUGACGACGGCGGGUCUGACAGUCGCAUAGCACGUGUGGUGCUGGACGAUCUGGUGGUGGAGAUGGCAGAGGCGGCGCUAGUAGCCGUGAUAGAGGUGGCCAGCAGAUUGGACAGCCGCCAGUGGAUGGGCCUCUCCCUGCCUGCCCUUGACUCGCUUGACUCUUUUGACUCGCUUGGAGGGGGCUACAGUGGUGGCAGCAGGGGGACGGGGAUGGUGGGGUUGAGAGAGUCGCAAGGGGGGAUUGGAGGGUGGGAGGUGGACGGGGAGGGGUUGAGGGUUGCUGGACAGGGCAGGGGAGGCAGCAGCAGCGAGGGGGGAGUGAGCAUGGGUAAUGUGCUAUCCCUGUUCCGGGAGGAGUAUCGGUCCUCUCGGCGAUUCGAGAAAUUCAGGAAUGAGGUGGCACUGCGCAAGUGGCUGCGCCGCAACGUGACAUCGGUGGUGGCCAUCUUUGAGGACCGCUUCCUCCUCUGGGGGCUGCGCUGCUCCUCCCCGCUCCCCAUGCCCCUUGCCGCCCGCCCAGCCCUGUCACAGCAGCAGCAGCAUGCGUCUCAGCUGCCCCCAGCGUCAUCCCCCAACGACUUCCUCAGCGCCUGCAGUGCCACCGCAAGGAGCCCUCUGCUCUGGCUGCAGGGGCUGCUGAGAAUAGGCAGGGCGAGCAGCACCGGUGGUGUGGGCAGCAGUGGUUCAGGCAUGGGUGCUGCUGUGCAGGUGGGGGGGGCUGGGGUGGGUGAGGAGGGGGGCAUGGGGCCAGCGAGUGGCACGCGGCCGUGGUGGCAGAGGAAGAGGAGGGUGGGGGAGCAGGGGCAGCAGGGGAGGGUGGGUGGGCCGGUGGGUCUGGUGCGGCGCAGCGUGGUGGGCAGCAGACGAGGGGAGUUGCGACAGCUGAGAGGAUGGAAGCUGCUGGUGGUGGUGGCGUUGGAGCUAUCGGAUCUGCUCAUUCCGCUCAUGAAGGCGGCCAUCACAGCAGCAGGCAGAGCCGUCUCCUUCCUCCUCGUUGCUCUCAUUGGUCGCUCGCUGGGCCUUGUGUACCGGGGCAUCAGGCAGAGCUGGGGGCAGGCUCUCUAG
This is a messenger RNA of Closterium sp. NIES-65, 2022 nucleotides long. NCBI's taxonomy places the organism in Eukaryota, Viridiplantae, Streptophyta, Zygnematophyceae, Desmidiales, Closteriaceae. The record is from the annotation of a GenBank genome assembly.